Molecule: messenger RNA, 2001 nt
Organism: Gloeophyllum trabeum ATCC 11539
Lineage: Eukaryota; Fungi; Basidiomycota; Agaricomycetes; Gloeophyllales; Gloeophyllaceae
Product: amidophosphoribosyltransferase
Exons: 9
Coding region: 169-1818 (549 amino acids)
Biological process (GO): purine nucleobase biosynthetic process; purine nucleotide biosynthetic process
Cellular component (GO): cytoplasm
Molecular function (GO): amidophosphoribosyltransferase activity
Source: RefSeq, a predicted model, not a curated record
GUUAUGGCUCCCUUCAGAAAAGUUUCGAACGCUCCUACGCCUUCUUACGCUAUAGCCAAGCAGGCAGCGCACGUUCGUCCUUGCCACGGACGUAACCCUCGCACGGGGCCUUCAUUGUCUUCGUUGCAUCCAUAAUUUUUAUCCUAGACUUGAACUUGCUUGGUCGAAAUGUGUGGCAUACUCGGUCUGCUUUUGCACGAUCCCAGCAUAGACUGUGCCCCCGAGAUCUGCGAGGGCCUGGCGCUCCUGCAACAUAGAGGUCAAGAUGCGUGCGGUAUUGUCACUUGCGGGCCCAAGGGACGUUUCUUCCAGUGCAAGGGGAACGGAAUGGUCCGCGACGUAUUCGACUCGAACUCCAUCUCCACUUUGGUCGGUGGGAUGGGCGUCGGACAUGUCCGGUACCCCACCGCUGGAAGCUCUUCUCAUGCCGAGGCCCAGCCAUUCUAUGUAAAUUCGCCGUAUGGUAUUGUAUUUGCCCAUAAUGGAAAUCUAAUCAACACCGAAUCGUUGCUCCGUUUCAUGGACGCGGAAGCGCAUCGUCACAUAAACACUUCGUCCGACUCUGAAUUAUUACUUAACAUAUUCGCCAACAACCUCCAGCAAACGGGGAAGUUCCGUAUAAAUGAAGACGAUAUCUUCACAGCCAUUGGCGGUCUUAUGCAGCAAGUCAAAGGGGCAUACGCUUGCGUAGCGAUGUUAGCUGGAUUCGGCAUUAUUGCCUUCAGGGACCCUAAUGGUAUACGACCCGUGGGCAUGGCUACUAGGAAAUCUGGUAAUGGCCGAGACUAUUUAUUCGCCAGCGAAAGCGUUGUGGCGGAUGCCAGCGGCUUUGGUGAAUGGCAGGACGUCGGACCAGGUGAAGCCAUUAUAAUCACUCGGUCAUCCUUAUCGAGGCGGCAGGUCUCUCCUCCUGCCAUAUUUGCCCCCGACAUCUUCGAAUACGUCUACUUCGCUCGACCAGACUCUGUGCUAGAUGGUGUCAGCGUGUACAGGAGCCGCAUGGCGAUGGGCGAUGCACUUGCUGACGAAGUCAAACGUGUGCUGCAUGAAAGGAAUCUGUCUGUGGAUGUGGUCAUCCCUGUUCCUGAUACGUCGCGAGUAGCGGCGCUGAAUCUUGCGCAGAAGCUACAGUUACCGUAUCGGGAGGGGUUCAUAAAGAACCGUUAUGUGGGACGAACGUUUAUUAUGCCUGGGCAACAAAUGAGGAAAAAGAACGUCCGACGGAAGUUGAACGCCAUGGCGUUGGAGUUCGUCGACAAGAACGUUCUAAUCGUCGAUGACUCUAUCGUUCGAGGCACGACAUCGAAAGAGAUCAUCCAGAUGGCUAAAGAUGUGGGUGCCAAGAAGGUCAUCGUAGCAAGUUGCGCGCCUCCUAUUCGAUACUCAAACGUGUACGGUAUCGACAUGCCUUCACGAGUUGAGCUUGUCGCCCACGAGCGCAACGAGGACGAGAUAGCGGCCCAAAUCGGGGCAGACCUGGUCAUCUUCCAGACCCUCCCUGAUCUUAUAUCUUCGGUGCGCCAGUUCAACCCAGUGAUCGAGCAGUUCGAUUGCUCUGUGUUCACCGGGGAGUACGUCACUGGUGGUGUGGAUGAGGUAUAUCUGCAGCAUCUGGAGAGCCUGCGCGCGGAUAACGCCAAAGCUAAGCUUAAGCACGGAGAUAUCGGUGCCAUUGAGGGAAAGGGUGGAGGGGGAAUUGUUAGGAACGGCGCUACGGAAGAGAAGGAGGUCAGCAUAGGGUGUAGCGGGCCCAUGAACGGCGCGGACGAUACGAUCGGGCUGUUCAACAACUACAAGGGCCAUUGGAAGGUCAGCUAGGAUGGGUGAGGUUGCUCCUUUUGGCUGUCAAGUCAGGUAUAUCGCGGUGCUCAUCCACGGGUAGGCAUCUUGCUUGUACAGACAAAUGUAUUUUAUUAUGGACGAGUCGUGGCAACUCUGCCGUCGCGGUCACGUGCCUGCCGAGACGUGGUUCAUUAACUUGAUUAAGUUGAAGCGUUCGCG